Molecule: messenger RNA, 759 nt
Organism: Penicillium coprophilum
Lineage: Eukaryota; Fungi; Ascomycota; Eurotiomycetes; Eurotiales; Aspergillaceae
Product: protein-L-isoaspartate O-methyltransferase
Exons: 2
Coding region: 1-759 (252 amino acids)
Biological process (GO): protein modification process
Cellular component (GO): cytoplasm
Molecular function (GO): protein-L-isoaspartate (D-aspartate) O-methyltransferase activity
Source: RefSeq, a predicted model, not a curated record
AUGUUUAGCCUACCAAAACUGAACAUCAGUAAAGCAACACGGGCUAUGACCAUGGCGUGGUAUUGUUCUGGAUCCACCAACACCGAGUUGAUUGAGAACCUAUUCAAGGCUGGACUGAUCCAGAACGAGCGUGUGAAAGAUGCCAUGAUUGGAGUUGAUCGAGCACAUUAUGCUCCGUCACGGCCGUAUUCGGACUCACCUCAGCCCAUUGGAUAUGGAGCUACCAUAUCAGCACCACACAUGCAUGGCCAUGCCUGUGAGUAUCUGAUUAAUCAUCUCAAACCAGGUGCUCGGGUGUUGGAUAUUGGAUCUGGCUCAGGAUACUUGACCCAUGUCCUUGCCAAUCUGGUGACCGACUCCAAUGCCCAGGGACAGGUGAUUGGCAUUGACCAUAUCUCCGAGCUGACAGACUUGGCUCGCUCCAACAUGGAUAAGUCCAAGAAAGGGAGUGAAUUCCAAGCAUCCAAAACUGUCAAGUUUAUCACAGGUGAUGGACGCCUUGGAUGGAAAGAAGGUGCACCCUACGACGCCAUCCAUGUUGGCGCCGCAGCCGAUCAGCUUCACCCAACCCUCGUGGACCAACUGCGUGCUCCUGGGAGACUUUUCAUCCCGGUGGAAUCGGAAGACGACGAGGGUGCUGGUAACCUCAACGGGGGUCAAUAUAUCUGGGUGGUGGAUAAAAAGGAAGAUGGAUCCAUUCACAAGGAGAAAGUCUUCCAAGUGAGCUACGUGCCCCUGACCGAUGCUCCACGACGAUGA